AACGCUAGUGUUGUUCUUGAUGAUAACACUAAUAAUGCUUCUCUUGUUGCUGCUAAUGAUGCUUCUUCUGAUGUUGUUAAUGAUGCUUCUCUUGAUGUUGCUAAUGAUGCUCCUCUUGAUGACACAACUAAUAGCGUUACCAUUAAUAAUGCUGCUGAUAAUAUUGAUGAACCUGAGCAUAUGAAAGAGGAUACUAAUAUUGUCAAUAAUGGCUUAGAUGCUGAUCUUGAUACUGUUACUGUUUCUCAAAAAGCUGAUGAUGAUCAAGUUGACGUUAAUAGUGAACUUGAUGAUGCUGAUAAUGCUUUGUCUAGUACUAGUGAUAAUAUUGAUAUCCCCAAUUCAGCUGUAGAUUAUCCCAUGAAACAUGAAUUUGACUCUUUAAGUGCUUGUAAUAAUAAUAGAGUUCUUGAUGAAUCAACUGAAAAUGAUAAUAUUAUUAUGAUCCCUUCAAAGUCUAUGGACACUGUUACUAGUAUUGAAUCUACCGCUACUAUUAAUACCACUGGUUCUCAGGCCUACAAUAAGGAAAUUACUAGCUCUCGAGAAGAAUACAUUUCUCAUUUGAAAACUAUUAUCCCUAAUGUUAAUGAUAUUGCUUCUUGCGAAGAAGAUGAACAACCUAUUAUCAUUCCAUCUGAAGUUACAUCUGCAAUGUCAAUGGAUGAAUCACAAUUAUUGGAAUACCAGAAUCAAAACCAAUCUUUGUUAAAUAAUACUCCCUCUUCUGAUGCUAAUACUGAUUCCUUGACUAAUGAUAAUAACCAUAUUCCUUCUCCUGAACUUAUGGUAGAUACUACUUAUGAUGCUGCUACUUAUAUCUCUUCCCCAUCUGAAUCCUCUAGCUUAUCAUUACAAUCAGACAAGGAUAUCGACACUAUGCCUAUUUCUAAUGUUGCUUACUUCAUUCAAGAGGCUAAUAAUACAAAAAAUAUUGCUGAAAUUGAAAAGCCAGUAAAUUUAAAUCUGAUUGACACUAAGCCAACUGCUAUUGUUCAUUCUAAAGCCGAAGAAAAUCUCGGCUUGUCAUCAAAAGAAACUUCUACUACUGAGCCAAUUACUGCUAACUGUAUAUAUUAUCCUCAUUGUACAAACAAAAGAUGUAAAUUUGUUCACCCAGGCAAUGAUAAUGUUAUGCCACCAAAGAAAAAAUCAACGGCUGGUAACUCCCAGAAUGGGAGAAAUAAUACCAAAAAAACCAUGACCUGGGCAGAACGAAUCGACAAGCAAGCAAGACCACAUCCUCCUAUUUGGAAAUCUCGUUGUGUACAUUGGCCAAAAUGUACAAAUAAUAAUUGCAAGUAUUCUCACCCAAGCAAACCUUGCAGGUAAAGUACUUUUUUUUGUUAUAUUAAUAUUUAAUACAUCUUUUUCUCACUUUAUAAUAAUAUUAUAGAAUGGGUGAGAGCUGCAAUUUCAAGGAGAGAUGUAUGUUCCUACAUCCUUGUGAUUUAAUGGAACCUAUAAAACGUAAUAAGAAGUAGUCUGUCUUGUUCGUUAUAUGUCUGUUCUUUUACCCCUUCCUUCUUCCUCUCCUCCUCUCCCUAUGAAAUUGUAUUUAAUUUUAAUCUUUAAUUUCUUGAAAAAAAUAUUUAUAUAUUUAUUCCCUUAAAAAAAAAAAAAAGAAAAAAAAAAA
Molecule: messenger RNA, 1636 nt
Organism: Cokeromyces recurvatus
Lineage: Eukaryota; Fungi; Mucoromycota; Mucoromycetes; Mucorales; Mucoraceae
Exons: 2
Coding region: 181-1332 (383 amino acids)
Source: RefSeq, a predicted model, not a curated record